Messenger RNA from Penicillium maclennaniae, 3873 nucleotides. RefSeq lists its product as uncharacterized. The transcript is spliced from 5 exons. The record is from RefSeq and is a predicted model, not a curated record. Bases 1 to 3873 code for a protein of 1290 amino acids. NCBI's taxonomy places the organism in Eukaryota, Fungi, Ascomycota, Eurotiomycetes, Eurotiales, Aspergillaceae.
AUGGAAAAAGUCAGGAAAACCUUCUUCGAUCCGCUCGCAUCGUCCAAGGCUCGCGUUCGUGAGAUCCUAGAGGAGCUUCCAGUCGGCUCUGCACACCCUUUCAGUCCUGAGCGUCUGCUUCUUUGUCGAACAGACAAUGGUAUUGAAGAAAUCGAUAUUUCUUCCUACCCGGAAGACUACUUUUUCAAUGCAGUCGAUCUGGGUGAGAUGGGCGAGACCCUUUUAAGGCGAAUGGCUGGCUUCAAGUCUCACCUAGGCGUUUUCGAGGACUUUCAGAUCAUGCAAGCACCAGCCUCUACAUUCAAGAUCCCCAUAGUCUCAGACCAAAUUACAAUCUUAGCAGUCUCCGAACGAACUCCCACCUACUACGAUUUCUGCUUCGCUGAUGCGUUAUGCAACGCUUGUUGCUGGCUUGCGAGAAACACUUUCCCCGGAAUUUCUCAUAGUGGUGACAUUCUCAACGGACAGGAUCUUCUCGAUUAUGUCAAGAUCAACAAAGACACCCUCACAGAGAAAGACAUCUGCGUCUUCAUCUCUGGCUAUCAAUCUACCCUCAUAACAAGGUUUCUGGGGACAAACCCUGCGUUGCUUGUUGCUGAUCAUGUUGAGAAGGUUCUUUACAUCAUUCCGGUUCCCUUGGAUGCAGCGACAAUUGGAAACGCGACCAUCUGUUGCCCGCUGGUGAUAAAAAGAGAUGGAGACUCCCUUAUCUGUUCCAUUUUGCCAAAGGCAACUACAGAUUGUGGCAUGAUGUGUCACAGUAAUAAGUUGAUAAGCGCUUGCUUUCCGGAAGCAAUUCAGCGCGCUGACUUUACCAUCUCUGCUCCUUCAGUCACUCGCCGAAAUGUCACUAUGUUGAGAGACUCCCCCGACGAGGGAACAAGCUUGAACUCAACUACCCUGGACUGGAUGACCAAAGAGAACGCGCUUUUCAUUUCCGAUUCCUCUACUCUUCCUACCUUCAUCGAUCUGAAGGAUACACAGAUCAUACGCUUCGGGACCGGAAUAGAGUUCGAGGUGCCCGACAAAAGGCUUGCUUCGAAAUCUGAGCCAUCUGCCGUGGUUUUGCCAUGCAUUUUUGGUUCCCAACUGCAAGGCCCAGUGUUACUGGCCACAGGAACAUGCCCAAUUAACAUUCCCUUCACCGACGAACUUGCUAUCCGAAAUUACUACAAGGAACUUAAGAGUGCUGUAGUUAUCGUCGACGACCGGAUGACUGAUAAUGCCCGCAACCUCGCAAGUGUGUACAGAAUCAACGCAUUGUUCAUCGUGCAGCUCAGGCCAGAAAACCAACCCGGAAAUACGGAAGAAAUCCUGGCGUUGUUGAAUUCAACGAACAUCAAUGCGGUGACAGCACUCGCAGGACCACAGUCCUUGGUUCUGGUUCAAAUCGCCGAGAAGUAUUACUUCUACCGCGGCCUUGCUAAUCGGGCGCACAUGAAUACGUCGCGAAUAGAAUUUGGCACAGAUGUGACGUCCAUUGUCGAGACUGUCGAUGUCAAAUAUUUACUGGAUCCGAGGAUUGAGCGCAUUGCAAACCUUGGCCAUGCAACCCCGAUUAUAUUGCCCACUUCAGGGCAUUUCGUCCAGCCCAAACAUCUUGAGAAGGUAUUCGACGACCUUUCGUUCGACCAAAUUCAUGAGCUGGAAGAGGACAUAAAAGCAGCGAUUCCCCAGCUACAGAUGCUCUUGAAUCAAAAAGAUCUACAGGAACUUUCCAAGGCCUUAGUGUCUGCACUCUCGACAAAGAUCAGCAAAAUGACGGCUCCGUUGAGGAACAGCUACACUAAAUUCCUGACCCAAGAGCACAACGCAGCCAAUCCAGAAUCAGUGAGAAAGAAGACUGAUAUGUUUGGAAAACUGAGAAAGAUAACCAAAGAGAUACAAGUGGCUCUCGAGCCACUGAUCUCAAGCUUGGCCAACAUGAUAUCGUCUCAAACAACUUCGAAGCGAACCCACGAUCUCAAGAGACUCGUUCGUCAAACACAAAUUCAGGGUAAUGUCGAUGCUGUGAAGUCCAUGACUUUCAAUACACUGGCGGGGUACCUUGAGACACAUGCAGGUGAUAUGGGUGUCAUGCUAUUGAAUAUCGAGACAACAUCCUAUCACAAGCUGCUACGCAAUCUGAACAGCCAAGCCAUCGAUGCUAGUCCAUGCUGCGAUCUUGACUCAAGAAUUCUACAUCUCGAAGGAUUUGACGCAGGAAUCAUCAUAGAGCAGUCUCAGACCCACCAUAACGGUCCACUUCAAAGCCAAGUCGGACCAUCGCACCCAAUUUUGGCGUUGCCAUACCUGAGCCAAGGAUCAGGAACAGGAUCGAUGUUAGCCUGGGUCUGCUGGGAUGAAUUUGUGAACCUCAAAAGCCCUUACACCGUGAGAUGGAUGGAGAAGUGCAACGAGCAACAUAUUGCCGCCUUAAGGAUCAUCAUGAGAUCCACUCUUAGCCAAGCAGUAGCUUCCAGAGAGCAUGACAUCCAGUCUAGCAGCCCAGAGACCGGUCAUCUCAUGAGCGCGUUGUUGAUGGCCGCCAUGGGGAAGCUUGCGGCGAUGAGGACGACUACGCCAGUUGUGUCAGAGGAAGCCGAGGACACAGUCACAAGAUUGAUGCGAGGACUCUUUGGUAACCUUUUGACAAUCGCAGGCUCAGGAGUGCGUCCUCUUAGCAUGGUCUGGCAGCUGUUUGGUCUGAAUCCGCAAUACGAGCUUCCAAGAACAGGCAUUGAGUGGAUCUGGUACGAAACCGUCGUCGCCUUGUAUCCUUACACCGGCUGGCCUCUCCAGCAAUUCUAUGAAAAUUUGGAGAAACUCCUUGACAAGGCUAUUGUCCGGGUUGUUACCAAGAACGAAAACCUUACUGCAGUCAAAUCAAGUCGUGCAGAUGAGAUGAUCAAGUUCUGCAAGCUUCGAAACAUUCAGCUUGAACAUUCUCGCACCAUCAUCACCGCUUUCAUGGGAAUGCUUACAAUAAACGAUAUUAAUACCGCAGCCGCGGCAGCCCGUCUGCUGGAGAAACUUCCACAUCAAUUAGAGAAGCAGAGUCGGGGUUACCACGACAUGAUCAGAUAUCUCAAACAUCUCGCCCAUGGGGGUGAGCGACGCACUCACGAUGACAUGAUUGCCGCCAACAUCUACACUACACGCUCAGCUACAUUUAGCAAACUCAAGACCAAGGUGUCAGAAGCGUGCAAAAGCAGUGACUGGGCUAAUGUGAAGCAUUUCUGCGAGAAGGUUGUGGACAAACACGCCAGCAUCGCUUCCCUCUGGCGCGUCAAGCCUGCAUCCUUGAAAGUUCAGAACGUAAAAGUGUACAAUGAUCUUCUGAACGCAGAUUUCGGAGAUAACAUCGACGAAACUACCAAGACAAGAAAUCUAGAACUCACCAGGCAAGUCCUGGGCGAUGCAGAAACACGCCGUGUUCCUUGGCAAGUUGGCAAGAAAGGACAGUAUGGUCACUCGAUUGAGCCUCUCGAUAAGGAUUUCAUUCACGAAAUUCUGACGGGAGAAAAGUCCGCAUCCCUCGCAGCUGUUAAUUCAAACGAGAAAUCAGGCUCAGACACAACGGCUUUGAGGAAAACAAAGGCAGAAGAUCAAUUCGCACAGUUCAAAUCGUCACUGCAGUCCACCUUCAUCAACACGAUGCAGAGUGAGCUUUCUGCUGAAGAAGUCUGCAAGAUAAUGAAUGUUUCUGUCAGUGCGAUGCGCGUUUUCAUCAAGGCACUGAAUCCGGAGUUUGUGUGGGAAGAUUUAGGAGAGAACUUCAAGGACACGAUUCUGGGGUUGUUGAAAGAUCGUUCGAAUCGGGCCGAAAGCCGGCCUACUAAGAAGUUGCUGGAUCUGGGGACUGAUAAGGGGAAAUUGCAGGUUGAAGGAUGA